Messenger RNA from Fraxinus pennsylvanica, 3228 nucleotides. NCBI's taxonomy places the organism in Eukaryota, Viridiplantae, Streptophyta, Magnoliopsida, Lamiales, Oleaceae. The record is from the annotation of a GenBank genome assembly.
AUGCACGUCAGGGAUUUAGAGAACCCUGAAACUUCCGACGUGAAGAGGGCAGAAAAGUCAGAGGAAAGUGAGGAACCAGAAUCCUUGGAGGAGAAUUCAAGUAAAAAAGAUUUGAGAUCUGAGUCGGUUAUUGAUGUUUCGGGAAAAGUAUUGGAUUUUCCGCUGCUAGAGGGUGUGGAAAGCAUGGUAGAAGGGUUGUAUAUGUACAAGAAUGGGUUGUACUUGAUUCCCAGGGCGGUGGGUAGGCUCAAAGGCUUGAAAACUUUAAAGUUCUUUGCGAAUGAUGUGAAUUUGUUCCCUGGGGAGUUCAAGAACUUGGUAGAGAUGGAAACUUUGCAAGUGAAAGUUGCAGCGCCGGGAGUUAAUGGGUUUGAGUUAAGCAAAAUGAGGAAUCUGAAGGAGCUGGAGCUCAGUAGAGUUCCCCCAAGGCCCUCGGCUUUCCCAAUUUUGAGUGAGAUUGCUGGGCUUAAGUGCUUGACUAGGCUCUCUGUUUGCCACUUCUCCAUAAGAUACCUGCCUCCAGAAAUCAGCUGUCUUAACAAGUUGGAGUUCUUAGAUCUUUCAUUUAAUAAGAUGAGGAAUUUACCAGAUGAGAUAGCUUCUUUGAGUUCCUUGAUAUCGUUGAAGGUAGCUAAUAAUAAGCUGGUUGAGCUGCCUCCUGAAUUGUCGUCUUUGCAGAGAUUGGAGAACUUGGAUCUGUCAUACAAUCGAUUGACAUCCUUGGGAUUUCUCAAACUUGAAACAAUGCACAAUCUUCAGAGUCUAAAUCUUCAGCACAAUGAUCUACGUAGUUGCUGUCAAAUACCAUCAUGGAUAUGCUGCAAUUUGGAGGGAAACAACAAUUACAUAUCAAAUGAUGAAUCUGCAGAAAUGGAUGUCUAUCAGGGUGUAGUGCAGGAGAAUGAUAACAGUCCUAGCAAUAGCUCUUCAAUCACACCAAGGAGUCAUAUAACUGGUCUGUCACCUAAUAAUCGAUGCCUGUUGGCAAGAAGGACUAAGGGACGGAAAUGGCAGUGUAAUCGGCAACCAAGAACUCGGCAAGAGAGACUGAAUUACAGCAAGAAAUGGAAACUUGAAGCCGCAAUUCAAAAUUCUUCUGAAAAAUGCAUGGCUUGCAAAAUGUCCGUCCUUGGCGACAACUCUCUGGCAGAAGGUUCAUCUGCACUUGCAGAUGCUGAUGUUGACAAUAAAGAAUCGUUUUCUGGAGACGAUUUUUAUGAGAACUCACUUAUUAAUAUUGAAAAUGUAGAUGCUAAUACAAAGGACUCUGUUGUUACUUGUUCAUGUUCUGCACUUGACACUGUUGGGAUUCUCAAAGAGGUUGAGGGUGACUGUUCUGAGUCUCGUGCAACUUUGGACUCCCUUUCUGAUGCUGUUAAGGCUCUGGAUGAAGGCUCAUCUUCUGAAAUAUCUAACAGUAUAAUGAAGUCAAAAAGGCAUUCAGAGAAGGACCUUGAUAACCCGAAACCUACUAAAUCCCGAAGACCAACUAAUGAACCCUUAUAUUUGUCAUGCCAGUAUAGCAAAAUAUCGUUUUGUGGGGUUGAUGACCAAUUACCAGAUGGCUUCUAUGAUGCGGGUCGAGAUCGCCCCUUUAUGCCACUGUCUAGUUAUGAGCAAAAUUUGCAGCUUCACUCACGGGAAGUAAUUCUCGUUGACCGGGAAAGGGAUGAAGAUUUAGAUUCCGUACUAUUAUGUGCCCGAGCAUUGGUGUAUCAUUUCAAGCAGAUGAAUGGUUCGACUGAUGAACAGAGCCAUGUUGCAAUUGAUAAUUUACAGAUUGCAUCAUUGCUUGCUCUUUUUGUCUCCGAUCAUUUUGGAGGAAGUGAUAAAUUUGCGGCUCUGCAAAAGAUACGAAAAGCUGUUUCUGGUUCAAACUAUAAGAAACCAUUUGUUUGUACAUGUCCUACUGGGACUCGUGACGAUAUUAAUAUAGACACGAAGCAGAGCGUGGACAAUGUAGAAGAUAUUGUCUUCCUGGAUUUAUGUGAGAAGUCUCUUCAAUCCAAAAAAGCAAGGCUAAAUUCUAUUAUAGUUCCUAUUGGCGGUCUGCAGUUUGGGGUUUGCAGGCAUAGAGCUGUGCUGAUGAAGUAUCUAUGUGAUCGGAUGGAGCCGCGAAUACCAUGUGAGCUUGUUCGGGGUUACUUGGAUUUUUCUCCACAUGCCUGGAAUGUGAUUGUCAUAAAGAGGAGUGAGUCAUGGGUACGCAUGAUAGUUGAUGCAUGCCAUCCCCAUGAUAUAAGAGAAGAGACCGAUCCCGAAUAUUUCUGCAGGUAUGUUCCUUUAAGUCGUAUCAGCUCUCCUGUUGCAGCGAAUGGCGCUACCAGUCCAAAUUGUUCGUUUCCUUCUCUAUCUGUAUGUGAUGAAAUAGGAAAAUUAGCUUCUACCACUCUCAUGCGGUGUAAUUUUGGGUCACUUGAGGCUGCUGUGAAGGUGCGGACCGCUGAGGUAUGUGAGACUUCUGCCGAUGAAAUCAGGAACUUUGAGUUUAGUUGUUUAGGUCGUAUUUUACGGUCUGCUAUAUUGAUGGAGUACAUAAAAGGGGGUUCGUUGAAGAGCUAUAUGGAGAAACUAUCAAGAGAUGGAGAGAAUCAUGUGGCCGUGGAGUUGUCAUUAUUUAUUGCUAGAGAUGUUGCUUUUGCAUUGACAGAACUCCAUUCUAAACACAUCAUUCAUCGUGACAUAAAAAGUGAAAAUAUAUUAGUUGAUCUCGACAAGAAGAGGCCUGAUGGUACACCUAUUGUAAAGAUAUGCGAUUUUGAUAGGGCAAUCCCACUCCGUUCUUGCUUUCAUACAUGCUGCAUUGCGCAUGUUGGGAUACCUCCACCUGAUACUUGCGUUGGGACUCCUCGAUGGAUGGCCCCUGAGGUGUUUCAAGCAAUGCAUAGACGGAACAUGUAUGGGCUGGAAGUGGAUAUUUGGUCAUUCGGCUGCCUACUUCUGGAAUUGCUUACUUUGCAAGUCCCUUAUUCAGAGUUAUCAGAAUCAGAAAUUCAUAACCUUUUGCAGGUGGGAGAACGACCUCGACUGACAGAAGAGCUGGAGGUGUUGGCUCAAUCCGACAACGAGCUAGAGACUGACUCUGAAACACUGAAAUUUCUUGUUAAAUUGUACCUUCAAUGUACAGAGAAGAAUCCAUCUGAUCGUCCUACUGCGGAGAACCUUUAUAAUGCAUUGCUUGCCCGUGCAAGCAUGAUAUCUGUUUCAAGAAGCUCAAAACAAGAGUAG